GGCGCGGGCGGCUCGGCCCCGCCGCAGCCGUGCGCCCCCUCGCCGAGCCCUGCGCGCUCCCGCCCGUGCGCCCCCGGAGUCGCUCUGUCUGGCGGGCGCCCUCCCCUCCGCCCCCUCCCCUCCGCGCCCCUCCCGGGGUGCCCGGCACUGCCUCGGAUUCCUGCCUCGCCGCUGCUCCAUCAGUUUCCCCAGCGGCGGCGGCCGGGAAGGCGGCGGCGGCGGCGGCGGCGGCGCGGGCAGCAUCUCGGGCUGCAGCGGGCGUGCGGCGGGGCGGCCCCGCGCUCCUCCCGGCCACGCCUCGGGGCGCCCCGCGCGCCCCCCGCGCCCCCCGCGCCUCCUCCCUCCCUCCCGAGCGGGCGGGCGGGCGCGCGUCCCCGGCACCAUCCCGCCCGUGCCGCGGGGGCUCCCCGCGCACCCCGGCGCGCCCGCCCGGCCCAGCCUGGCCGCCAGGGGGUGCCCCCGCGGGGAGAAGGCAGAGGGGACCAUGCGGCGCCUGACGCGCCGCCUGGUGCUGCCGCUCUUCGGGGUGCUGUGGAUCACCGUGCUGCUGCUGUUCUGGGCGACCAAGAGAAAGUUCGAGGUGCCGGCGAGACACGAAGUGCAGACCCCCAAGAGUCUGGAUGCGGACUGGGAUGACCCCUGGGACAAGUUCGACGAGCGGAAGUACCUGAGUGCCAAGAAGUGGCGCGUCGGCGAUGACCCCUACAAGCUCUAUGCCUUCAACCAGCGGGAGAGCGAGCGCAUCUCCAGCAACCGGGCCGUCCCGGACACGCGCGACAAGAGGUGCUCCACGCUGACGUACUGCCGGGACCUGUCGCCCACCAGCAUCAUCAUCACCUUCCACAACGAGGCCCGCUCGGCGCUGCUCAGGACCAUCCGCAGCAUCCUGAACCGAACCCCCGCGAAGCUGAUCGAGGAGAUCAUACUCGUCGACGACUUCAGCAAGGACCCCGAUGACUGUAAGGAGCUCAUGAAACUCCCCAAGGUCAAGUGCUUACGCAACAGCCAGCGGCAAGGUCUGGUCCGGUCCCGGGUCCGGGGCACAGAUGUGGCCAAGGGCACCACGCUGACCUUCCUGGACAGCCACUGCGAGGUGAACAGGAACUGGCUGCAGCCGCUCCUGCACAGGGUCCAGGAGGACAGCAGGCGGGUGGUGUGCCCCGUCAUCGACAUCAUCAACCUGGACACGUUCAGCUACAUCGAGUCCGCCUCGGAGCUCAGGGGGGGGUUCGACUGGAGCCUCCACUUCCAGUGGGAGCAGCUGUCCCCGGAGCAGAAGGCUCGGCGCCUGAACCCCACCGAGCCCAUUAGGACCCCCGUCAUUGCUGGGGGCCUCUUCGUGGUGGACAGGAACUGGUUCGCGUUCCUGGGGAAGUAUGACGUGGACAUGGACAUCUGGGGCGGGGAGAACUUUGAGCUCUCGUUCCGCACGUGGAUGUGCGGGGGCAGCAUGGAGAUCGUGCCCUGCAGCCGGGUGGGACACGUCUUCCGCAAGAAGCACCCCUAUGACUUCCCGGACGGGAACACCAACACCUACAUCAAGAACACCAAGCGGACGGCGGAAGUGUGGAUGGACGAGUAUAAGCAGUACUACUACGCAGCCCGGCCCUUCGCCGUGGAGAAGCCGUUUGGGAACAUCGAGAGCAGAGUGGACCUGCGCCGGAACCUGCGCUGCAGCUCCUUCAAGUGGUACCUGGAGAACGUCUACCCCGAGCUCAGGGUGCCCGCCGAUGCCUCCAUCCAGAAGGGCCUCAUCCGGCAGAGGCAGAAAUGCCUGGAGGCCCAGGUGCAGGCCGGCCAGCAGCUGCCCGACCUCCGGCUGAGCCCCUGCAUCCAGACCCCAGGCCAGGACGCCAAGGCCCAGGUCUGGGCCUUCACCUACACCCACCAGAUCCUGCAGGACAGCCUCUGUCUGACCGUCGUCGGCCUCUUCCCCGGCGCCCCCGUGCUGCUGCAGCUCUGCAGGACGGGGGACGACAGGCAGCAAUGGACCAAGUCGGGCUCCCACCUGGAGAACAAGGCUUCCCAGCUGUGCCUGGACACCGACCCUCUGGCCUCGGAGCACAACCGGGAAGUGGUGGUCAACCCGUGCGAGACCUCGGUCCUGAGCCAGCACUGGGACACGGGCAGCUCCUGAGGGGCCCCGCGGGGCACCCCCAGAGGCACUGCAGACGCCGCCCCCACUGAGCCAACGACACGACGGGGCAAACCCCAGACAGGAGCACUGUCUCUGAAGCACAAAGACAAAGGUGUCGACCCUAGCGGGGUCCUGGAGUCCCGCCUGCCGUCGGCUCCUGUCCUGGCCCGCCUGUCCCCAGGUGCAUUGGGAGCCGGAAGGGACGGGCGGGCCGACGGUCUCCUCCACCCCGCGAGAGGCCAGAGGGGAAAGUGUCCCCGGCCCCUCUGCGCUAGGGCUGACCCUCCAGGCCAAAGGAGGCUUUGUGGACACCAAUAAAGGUGGCUCUUGGGUCUUC
Messenger RNA from Sorex araneus (European shrew), 2474 nucleotides. It is a transcript of the gene GALNT14, whose product is annotated as polypeptide N-acetylgalactosaminyltransferase 14. The coding region runs from base 485 to 2137 and encodes 550 amino acids. Lineage: Eukaryota; Metazoa; Chordata; Mammalia; Eulipotyphla; Soricidae. Gene Ontology annotation, cellular component: Golgi apparatus. The transcript is spliced from 15 exons. The record is from RefSeq and is a predicted model, not a curated record.